AGAAACGUAACUACUUAUUGGCUAUAUGUACGCGUGCAGCUAGAAAUUAAAGGAAAGUGACCCCUCAGAAUGCAGCUCAAAUUAAAUGACAUAAAUACAAGUAGAACAGUUUGUCCGAUCCCAUAUUCCCCAUGGCAUUUCCAAGAAUAAUAGUAGUAGUAGUUUGUGUGGUGGCAAUUGCUCUCCAACUAACAAUAUUUUCUUCAUCUUCUUAUCCUGGUUUUCUUGAAAGCUUGCCUCCUUCCUCCCUUUUACCUGCUCCAUCAAACGGCAAAUUACAGGAUGUGAUGAAGCUAGGAGAAGGGCUGCUGAUGCAGCCGGAAGACGUCGCCGUCGACGAAAACGGAGUUCUGCACACAGUGACGAGGGAUGGGAGCGUGAAGAAGAUGCACAAAAAUGGAACGUGGGAGAAUUGGUGCCAUAUUCCCAGUGAUAGUUUGUUGGGGAUAACUACUACUGCAGCUGGCGAUCUUAUCGUUUGCGAUGCUCGUCAGGGUUUGCUUAAGGUUAGCGAAGAGGGUGUGAAGCUUCUUACAUCCCACAUUGAUGGUGCCAAAAUAAGGUUCGCAGACGAUGUGAUCGAAUCAGCAGACGGCACAUUAUACUUUAGUGAUGCGAGCACGAAAUUCGGGUUCCAUAAUUGGCAGCUGGAUCUGCUGGAGACGGAGCCUCAUGGCCGCCUCCUCAAAUACGAGCCUUCCACAAACACGACUUCUGUAGUUCUCGACGGUCUCGCGUUUGCAAACGGCGUCGCGCUCUCUGCCGACCAACAUUACUUGCUCGUCUGCGAAUCGUGGAAGUAUAGAUGUCUGAAAUACUGGCUGCAAGGACACAAGAAGGGAGAAACACAGAUUUUCAUUGAUAAACUUCCUGGAAGACCAGACAACAUAAAUCUUGCUCCGGAUGGCUCCUUUUGGAUCGCAUUGCUAGAGAGUAAUCCUAUGUGGCCAAGAUUCGUGUACAAUUUGCCUGGGUUGAAAUAUGUGACGGGGGCAUUUCCGGAAUUCUUUAGCAAAUGGGUGAUUAACGUAGUUGAGAAAGCAAUGGUGGUGAAUGUAGGAAGCGAUGGGAAGAUGAUUAGAGGGUUUGAUGAUCCGACGGGAAAGGUGAUGAGGUUUGUGACUUCGGCGGUGGAGUUUGAGGGCCAUUUGUAUUUUGGCACUCUCUAUAAUGACUUUCUCGGAAAAUUACCCCUAUCAAUAUGAUUCUCUAUUGCCGCUCUUCAA
Salvia miltiorrhiza (redroot sage) is the source of this 1226-nucleotide messenger RNA. RefSeq names its product protein STRICTOSIDINE SYNTHASE-LIKE 4-like. The coding region runs from base 132 to 1205 and encodes 357 amino acids. Gene Ontology annotation, biological process: biosynthetic process. NCBI's taxonomy places the organism in Eukaryota, Viridiplantae, Streptophyta, Magnoliopsida, Lamiales, Lamiaceae. The transcript has 5 exons. Gene Ontology annotation, molecular function: strictosidine synthase activity. The record is from RefSeq and is a predicted model, not a curated record.